Zophobas morio is the source of this 724-nucleotide messenger RNA. RefSeq lists its product as uncharacterized. Gene Ontology annotation, molecular function: Toll binding; growth factor activity. NCBI's taxonomy places the organism in Eukaryota, Metazoa, Arthropoda, Insecta, Coleoptera, Tenebrionidae. The transcript has 3 exons. Gene Ontology annotation, biological process: central nervous system formation; innate immune response. Gene Ontology annotation, cellular component: extracellular region. Bases 53 to 631 code for a protein of 192 amino acids. The record is from RefSeq and is a predicted model, not a curated record.
UAAAACACAUAUAUAACUAGUAACAUUUUCGUACUAAAUACACUUCACCACCAUGUCGACCAAACUGGUUCUUUUCCUCCUCGCGACCUUCCUAUCCAGCGCGAAACUCCAGUUUCCCGAACGCCACCGCCGCCGUUUUUCCCGCUUAUCGAGUGCGAAAGCCACCGGAGACUGCGUCUUCGGGCUCUGCGAACACGCCCCCAACUAUCCCGAGAACGUUAUCAGGAGGAUCAUCCGGAAGAACUCCGAUUUGCACACCUACUUCGGGAACAUCAUCGAACCCGCCAAUCCGGUGUCGGUCUCGGACAGAUUUUCAGGGGCGGACUACGAGCCCUUUUGCAAAACUGUGGAUCUGACGGUGCUCCCGAAGUUCAUGAAGGACGUGGACAACCAGGAACGGGCCAUAGCCAACGUCGAUGGGUAUCGUCAAGUCGUGAAGUUUCAAACCUGCGAUUUCAGCCAAGGGGAGCGGUGUUUCGCUGGAAGCGCGCUGGAUCAUGAAACGAAAUGUGUGCAGAAGUUUCACGUUAUUAAACUUUUGACGGUGAAUACGGGGAAUGAUACUCUGGAGUAUCGGGAUUUUAAAGUGCCGACUACUUGUGUCUGCACGUAUGUUCAGGAUGACGAGUAAUUUUUUAUUUCUGCGAGGACUUCCAAGUUUUAAAUAUUGUGUUAAUCUUGUAGAAUAGUUAGCAUAAAUGAAAUAAAAAAUUGUGUUUCUGUA